Aricia agestis (brown argus) is the source of this 3208-nucleotide messenger RNA. Its product is annotated as band 4.1-like protein 5. The record is from RefSeq and is a predicted model, not a curated record. Gene Ontology annotation, molecular function: cytoskeletal protein binding. Gene Ontology annotation, cellular component: cytoskeleton. NCBI's taxonomy places the organism in Eukaryota, Metazoa, Arthropoda, Insecta, Lepidoptera, Lycaenidae. Bases 179 to 2170 code for a protein of 663 amino acids. The transcript is spliced from 2 exons.
UUCACGUCAGUUGAGCUUUGCGAUUGAAUAAUUUUUACAAUUUUAAUUAGGUACCUAUACACAGUGAAUAAUAUUAAUAAAAUAUUGUUGGGCGUGGUAAAUAGAAUGCUUAACUUAUAACUAACACCUUUUUCUAAGCUUGUGCGUCUUUUGAUACAAGUAGAAUCAAAAGCUGACAAUGUUGCGGUUCCUUAGUAGAAGAGGAAGGUCCUCUAGUCAGACACGAAACAAGCAAAAUCAAAAAGCAUCAAUCAACAAAAACUUUAUACAAUGUAAGGUAAUGUUACUUGAUGAAACUGAUUUAUCUAUUAAUCUCUCUAAAAAAGCAAGUGCGGCUGAUUUGUACGAGCAAGUAUUUUACUCACUGGAUUUGAUUGAAAAAGAUUAUUUUGGUUUACAAUUUACUGACACCAAUAAUGUCAAGCAUUGGCUGGAUCCAACCAAGACAAUAAAGAAGCAGGUCAAAAUUGGUCCACCAUACACACUCAGGCUCAAGGUCAAAUUCUAUUCUUCUGAACCAAAUAAUUUAAGAGAAGAGUUGACACGCUACCAGUUCUUCCUUCAACUGAAGAAAGACAUUCUAGAGAGUAAAUUAGAAUGUCCUCACACAACUGCAGUGGAAUUAGCUGCCCUAGCACUCCAGUCCGAGUUGGGCGAUUUCGAUGAGGCUAUACACACGCCGGCAACUGUUUCGGAAUUUCGGUUUGUUCCGAACCAAACAGAAGAGAUGGAAAUCGAAAUUUUGGAGGAAUUCAAAAAAUGUAAGGGCCUUUCCCCGGCGCAAGCCGAAGUCAACUAUUUAAACAAGGCUAAGUGGCUAGAAAUGUAUGGUGUCGAUAUGCAUAUCGUCCUGGGUAAAGAUGGCUGUGAAUACCAUCUGGGGCUCACCCCCACUGGUAUUCUCGUAUUCGAGGGACCACAAAAGAUAGGCCUCUUUUUUUGGCCCAAAAUAAGCAAAUUGGAUUUCAAAAAGAAAAAAUUGACCCUCGUCGUAGUCGAAGACGACGACCAGGGUCGCGAGCAGGAGCACACUUUCGUAUUUAGACUACACAACGAAAAAGCAUGCAAACACCUCUGGAAAUGUGCUGUGGAACACCACACAUUCUUCCGCUUACGUGCUCCCGUAAAAGGCCCGUCGGCCCGACAGAACUUUUUCAGAAUGGGCUCGAGAUUCCAAUAUUCAGGAAAAACUGAGUAUCAAACCACUCAACAGAACCGAGCUCGCAGGACCGUUCAAUUCGAACGCCGACCGAGUCAACGUUUCGCGCGGCGACAGAGCCACGUACUUAGAGAACGCGAAAAGCAGAAUCCCCCUAAACAAGAGAAUCCGCCUCAAUGCGAGGCGAGCACUUCAGCCGAAAUCGGUAUUCCAGUUUCCGAGUCAUCUACCGAUACUCUGUCCCGGAAGAGCAGCGCAAAGUCGCAAAAAUCCAUUUUACUCGAAAACGAUCUCAAGGUUGCUAGUCUCGGGGAAUGUUCCACUAAGAGCGUAGCCAACGAGCCGGAGCCACCGGAGGAAGUCAAGAUAUCGAAGGACGAAGCAAUCAACAGCAAGGUGCUUUUGAAAAUGGACAAGAGUAAUCUGGACGAGAAGAAAAACAAUUUGAGUCAGAUCGUUCUGAACAAGCCUUCCUGCAACUGUUCUCCUGUUGCCGAAUACAAUCCACUGAACGACCUUUUGAUGAGCUUAGUGAAGGAGAAACUCAACAACGAUGAUUCCAAAAACGAAGCGAAGAAGGAUCAGCUAGAUUCGGCGGACAAAGAAUUGCCAAAUAACCAGGCAAAAUACCUGCCUUGCACGAAGAAUUUGCCGCCGCCGUUGAAAUGCAACAACAUACUGAAGGCGCGAGAGGACGAAGUUAAAAUUAUUAACGAGUCGACCAACAUAAACUUAGCGAUGCCGACGAUACCUUCUCCGAAGAUCUUGAACGAAAGUAAUGCGAGCAAUUCGCAGUACGUUUCUAUUGUCGUGGUCGAACCGCCUCUGUCUCAAACCAAGAUGGCUUCACCGAAACCGACAGAGAAAGUAGAAGACAAAACUCCCAAACCUCAACCGAUUUCUUCUCUAUCGCCUUGGCUGGUUACGUCCGAGCCGAGUUCCCCUUCGGGUAUCGGAGAGAAGGAGAUAACUAUAAUUCAUCGAAAAUCCGUCAUUACGACUCAACUUUAAAUCGAUACAAUAUAGCCUUGAUACGACGCAAGUCGGCUUACUUAAACAGUUUACUAAUGUAACUUUUAAGUAGUAGCAGCUAGUGCCUUGUUACUUAUAAGGUUUGAAUUUUAAUCAAACUUAAGCACUAUUUUGUGCGAAAAAAAUAUUUUUCCUUUUAAGUUUUAACUAAUGAUCCUACGGAAUAGGAUUAAGUCAAAUAUUAUGGUGCCUUUAUACAAAUUGUAGAACUUGUUGAUGACGAUUUUGACGUUAUUAACCAAGCCCAUUGGGUGCUAGUAGUUUUUUUAUAUAUUUAAAUAUAAUCUAUUUAAAGAAAUACCACAUAAUAUCUUAUGUUUGAAAAUUCGUUAAUUCCGAAAUGCUGACAUUCCAUUAAGGUUUACGAACAAUUUGUUAUCUUCAUGACAUUAGAAGAGUUGUAGACUAUUCAUGUACUUAAUAGGUAUAAUUAAUUCUUAUAUUACUAUGCAUUUUAUGGUUAAUUUUUAUGACUUAGACAAUUUUUGGAAACUUAAUAUCAGAGUAACUUUGCUAACCGGCAUUGCUUUAAUUACAUAAUAUUAUAAUAAGUUUAAAGCAAUGAUUAAAGUGUAGAGUUGUAUCCUAGACGUAUUCUACCCAUGAUUAUUAUUAGUGAUGCUAUUCUAGUAUUCAUUAAUAAUAUUGUUGUUAUUUCGCUUUCAAGUUUUGGAUGAAAACCAAAAGUGAGAUUAACUGUAACAGACUUGGGAUUCGAUUGUUUUAUUUAAAAAAAUGAACUUAAAACUUUUGCCGGAGAUAUCGAAAAAUACUUAUCUUUAUCGGACUUUAUCGGACUUUAGAAGAAUAGGCUUUUUGAAUUAAAAUUAUAAUAUUCUCAGUAUACUGCAAUGAUAGACAAGGUGACAAAUGACAAUAAACAAAAAAAAAAAACAUUUUAGCCAUAAUAUCAGUACUCCAUACAUUGUCUAAUUACUAACAUCUACACAGUACACUAACAUACUAUAACCAACUCAAUCUUUUUUUAGUUUUUGUAAGUCCAUCUAUAUUUAAAAU